GGGGGGACGGAUGAGUUGUAUGUAGAGACUGUAUCAUAGCUGGAGAGCCACAAUGCCGACACAUCAGACACAUCGGACGCGGCCGCAUCAGACACACACACACAUCAGACACACACACACAUCAGACGCCUCACACAUCACGCAUCACACAUCACGCAUCACACAUCACGCAUCACACAUCCAUCCGACGCAUCACAACAUCACGCAUCACACACGCAUCACACAUCGGACGCAUCACACACAAAGACACGAAGACACACAGACACACAGACAUACACAGAGACACACACACACACACCUCGGACACAUCGACACUCCUCCACAGCUGAGCACUCAGCGCAUCCCGCGGGGGGGUGUUCCGGACUUGCACUCGUUCGCCGACUCACCCACUCACGGUGCACAUCCCGGCAGUUCGGAGUCUCACCAGCCCAUGCACAUCGCCCACCACGGAAGCACAGCCAAUCUCGGGCUUGGCGAUGCGCUGGGUCGAACAUGGCAUUUCGGCGGGCUUGGCUGCAUGUGCGAUUGGUCACGCUAUUUCGAGACUGUCCGCGACUCUCCCUGGUGUCAGACUGUUGCUUAGGCGUGGACUUUGAAUUUGAAGCAGCUUACUACACACUGACUAAGUUAGCACUGAAGUCUGAAGCAGUGAAGCUGCACAUCCGACCAAGACCUUGGCCCUCCUCCCUGUGCCUCACUCUGCCUCACUCUGCCUGCCUCUGCC
Messenger RNA from Tricharina praecox, 724 nucleotides. RefSeq lists its product as uncharacterized. NCBI's taxonomy places the organism in Eukaryota, Fungi, Ascomycota, Pezizomycetes, Pezizales, Pyronemataceae. The record is from RefSeq and is a predicted model, not a curated record. Bases 53 to 583 code for a protein of 176 amino acids. The transcript has a single exon.